Molecule: messenger RNA, 4321 nt
Organism: Misgurnus anguillicaudatus (oriental weatherfish)
Lineage: Eukaryota; Metazoa; Chordata; Actinopteri; Cypriniformes; Cobitidae
Source: RefSeq, a predicted model, not a curated record
AGUUGAUUAACAUUGUUUCAAUUCUUGUUUGCCAUCUGGGACGUCACCACCUUCAAAAAGCUACAGAGAAUCAGUAAGCACCACAGGAUCAAGGACAAAGAUACGCUUGUUUAAAAGUAAAAUAAAACCUGGUUUGUUUUAGUUUCAGUCCCUCUACAGUUUAAUUUUCAAAUUGUUCCUCGUGUUAUUUAUUGAUUUUUUCUGUAAAGGCAAUGUCACUGACCGCAGGGACAGAGCCCUGUGCAUGUGCUGGAUUAACUUUGUGGUCCCCUGAGAGCAAACACUUUCCACAAACUAUGUGCAAGUAACUGAAGGAACUAAAGGUCCAUAAGUAGAAGAAACCAAACUUUUACCUAUUUUAAAACAGGUUAAGUAGAAAUCGGUUUGUUUGUGUCCAUCAUGUGUACGGGAAAGUGCGCCAAAUGCACCGGAGAUCUUCUGUUUCCAUUGGGUCUCUUAUCAAUAGUCGCCAACAUCUUGCUGUUUUUUCCCAACGGUGAGGUGUGGAGGACGGAGGAAAUCACAGAAAAGAUUUGGUUUUUCCCUGGAGUUAUCGGCAGUGGACUCUUGGUGUUUUUGCCUGCUUCAGUGAUGCGAGCAGCAGGGGUGGAUGGGAACUGCUGUGCAAACAGAUGUGGGAUGAUGGUGUCUAUGCUGAUGUCUGCAUUGGGUGGAGCUGGAGCGGUGUACUGUAUGAUCGUCUCUGCCAUUGGUUUGCAGGAUGGUCCUCUGUGUGACACUGGAGAUGGGAUCUUUAUCUACCCCUUUAUAAACCGGACUACAGAAUCCUCAUUUCAUGUUGCUGCAUACCACUUGGAUUAUCGUCUCUCGUCGUCGUGUUGGGAUCCGUGUUCGUGUUGUCGUCUCCGUAAGGAUCUGACCAUCAUGGAAGCAGCAGGCGAUCGCUCCCCAUCUCAUCUGGAGGAGUUCUUGCAACGCACCGUGGGUCGUAUGGAUCGUCAAGAAAAGGCGAUAGAUGAGAUGGGUCGAGCUUUCCAAGCGAUGGUGACGAAGGUUUCCGAGCUCGCUCUCCAGGCUCAACAACAUCAUCCACCGCCGCCCACUGCGCCCCCCACGCCACCCACACCGCCGAUCACCACUGGGGGUUCUCCCCAGUCCGAGCCACGCCUCCCCAUUCCUGAGAAAUAUGCGGGUGAGCCAAAAUUUUGUCGAUCAUUUCUUUCUCAUUGUUCUCUGCACUUCGCCUUGCAGCCCCGUACGUUCACCACCGAGGAGAUGAAGGUGGCGUUCGUUCUCUCCCUACUCACGGGGAAGGCUGCCCUCUGGGGGACGGCGGUGUGGGAGAACCAAGAUCGCUGCUGUGCUUCGUUCCACGCCCUUUCGGAGGAGAUGAGACGGGUCUUCGACCGCUCCGUCGCCGGGAGGGAGGCGGCCAGGCUGCUAGCGGACCUACGGCAGGAGGAUAGGUCCGUAUCAGAUUAUUCCAUCGAGUUCCGCACCCUGGCGGCGGAGUGUAAGUGGAACGAAGAGGCGCAGUGGGAUCAUUUCCUGCAUGGGUUGGCUGAUCGCAUCCAACAGGAGAUUCGAGCCGUGGAACUUCCCUCUUCACUCAAUGGUUUAAUCGAUCUCACUAUCCGGAUUGACAAUCGGCUAGACCAAGCAGCCAGACGGAGGGGGAGGACCACUCGCACAACCAGUCCGGAGGUUCAGCAUCGGCGGCCAGAGGUUGCGGUCAGCCCACCUGGAGAUCUGGAACCCAUGCAGGCGGAGAUCCCUUGGACUGUGUUUAUACUGUGGCAGCCCAGAACAUCACAUCCAGCGCUGCCCAGUAAAAGAUCAAGCCCGAUAGUAAAUCUGAGGCUACUAUCGGGUGGGAUCUCUGCCAGGAAGACCUCAUCAACAUCGACACUCCUUCCGGUGAGACUACGGUGGUCCACCCACACACUGGAUCAGCACGCUUUGGUGGAUUCUGGGGCCGAGGGUAGUUUCAUGGACUUCAACUUCGCACGUAAGAUCAAGAUUCCUCUCACCUCCCUCAAACACCCCAUUGCACCUUUUGCACUUGAUGGACACAAGCUUCCAGUCAUCACUCAGACCACCAUUCCUGUUUCACUCAUCACAUCUGGUAAUCAUACGGAGAAGAUUUCAUUCCUCAUCACAGACUCACCUCAGACUCCUAUUGUUCUCGGUCACACUUGGCUCCAUAAACACAACCCCAGGAUUGAUUGGCGUCUCGGAUCUGUGGUUAGCUGGAGCGAGGAGUGUCAUUUGUCUUGUCUUUUGUCUGCUGGUGUUAAUGUUUCUGAGUCUGUGUUUCAGGGGGAAGCAGUGGAUUUGACUAACGUGCCCGCGGAGUACCACGACCUGAAGGAGGUGUUCAAUCCUCAUUUCAUGUUGCUGCAUACCACUUGGAUUAUCGUCUCUCGUCGUCGUGUUGGGAUCCGUGUUCGUGUUGUCGUCUCCGUGUGAGUGUUUGGUUCGUUCCUGGUUUCAUCCAUUGGCCAUCAUCACACUCUUCACCGACUUCACGCUUCAACACUCCUCACGCCACCGUAGACCUUCGAUCACCAUUGCCAACAUCCUGGACUCAGUCACUUUCUCUGUUGUUUCACUGUAUUUACCAUCAUUCAUAAUAAACCUGUGUUGAUCGCCUGCGCUUGCUUCCUCCACUUUAUUGUAUUAACUAAGAAUAAUUGUCAGCUUUAUAAUUGUUAAUAUUCUGAAAUAAGACUGUCUCGAUGACGUAUACCACCUACACAUGCAACCUUGGGAGGCUUCAGCUAGCGGCCAGCGUGAGUGUAGUCUGAAAGCGCGAAAGGCGAGCUUGAAUUUCAGGAAUGUCCCUCGUCUGCGAAUAUAUUUCAAAGAUGGAGGCACAACAUGGAUGCGCCAGUCGAGCGACUUGACCGUAUGUAUUUUAAAUAGCAGAUUCUACACUUACGAGACUACUUUGAUUAAUGGGUGGAAGUAAUUACACAUGAAUGAGCACAUACUUUUGAAAGAACACAUGGGUUUUUGCUAAGAAUUAACUCAAAAAAGUACACAGUGGAGCUUUAAAGGCCUAGUUUGUCUGAAAUGUAUUAAGCCCUUUUUAAACAGAGAUUACGGAAAAUGCAUCCAGGAUUUUUCCGGGAUUGUUUGAUUUUUGGUUCAUUCACACUGCCAAUGAUUUUACAGAAUCUGUGCGUGCAAUUACACACAUGCCGUAACCCAGAUAGCAAAAAAUAUCCGCAUGGCUUCUUUAUGCCGCCAGCCCCAAGCUUUCGGCUAUAGGUGCAUCCCGCUGGCGGGGAUGAAACUUUUGCCGUCGAAUACGUCACUCUCAUUUGUUGCGAGAUGCCGCCAGCAUGCAGCCGGGAGACCGACUGCUUAAUUUAUGCAAAAGCGGCUGCCGCGGCGGUCCGCCGUCAGACCUGUUUGCGAUUACGCCCUUAUGACGCUUACUGCCGCCAGAGCACCGCCGGUGGUCCGCCGACUCAUUGCUAUCUGGGAAAGAUCUCGUAAAGACGUGAUGUAUUUAAAGUCCUACACUUGGUAGGUUCUUUCCACGCAUCUGAAGUUGACUAAUUAUCCGUGAUUUUUGCAUUUUAGUUUAUGACAAGAUCAUAAGGAGCGUGUGAUGCGCUGUUCUGUCAUGCUGGUGAAUGAUGUGACGAGUGAGGAGCUCCCUGAUCUCUGCUUCAGUCCAGUUUGCUGACAUUUCUUGUCACGAAUGUUGAUCUGUGUUUAAAUCCCUGUGUCAAAGAGCUGAAUAACGUCUAGUUGUAAUGACACGUGCGUCCUCACUACGGCACACCCCUUAUUGCAUUGUUUCUACCUCUUGGUCACAGAGAAUGAUUUCUGUGAAUGUUAUGCAAUGUUUCUAAGUCCUCUUUAAGGGAGCGAUCCCAGAACAUUUACAGGAUGUGUUUGUGGUCACACAGAAGCCUCGCUGACAUUUUUAUGGACAUUUUCUGGGACCAAAGUGCUGUGUGAAUGGGGUUUUAGAGAAAAGAAGGUGACAGGCUAAUCUAGUAAAUGUGUUGGGAAAGCAGUUAGGCAGUAAGGGUUUAGGAUGAUUUUUUUUCUCAGCAUCCAGAGAUCGGUCCAUAUUGGAUCACUAUUACAUGAAAGCCAACAUGUUAAAGCUACAGUACACAAAGCACUUAAAAUCAUCAUAAAAGUCAUCCAAAUAGUGGCUUAAUGUAUCAAUAAAAAUUAAAUAAUCGGUGUGUAUGACAAACAGGAGCUGCAUCUCAUUUUGAAGGUUGCGUCCUUCGUCAUUUGUCGCAUUUUCAGCCGAAAUUUAUUAUUUUAAGUUUUUAUUUUAGAAGACUUUGAAAAAGCUAUUUUUAAAGACUUGUUAUUGUUGUGUUUCUUC